Messenger RNA from Corticium candelabrum, 1970 nucleotides. RefSeq names its product histidine ammonia-lyase-like. Gene Ontology annotation, molecular function: histidine ammonia-lyase activity. Bases 89 to 1786 code for a protein of 565 amino acids. Gene Ontology annotation, biological process: L-histidine catabolic process. Lineage: Eukaryota; Metazoa; Porifera; Homoscleromorpha; Homosclerophorida; Plakinidae. The record is from RefSeq and is a predicted model, not a curated record. Gene Ontology annotation, cellular component: cytoplasm. The transcript is spliced from 21 exons.
AGGUUCCCGUAUGUUUAGUGUUUUAGGGUACAGGCUGGUGUGUAGAACAGAAGUAGCAGCGUUCGUUGCCUAAAACCAUUUUCUUCCAAUGUCUGAGCCUACAAGACCGAGCAAGGCACUAGUCAUUGACGGCUGCAGUCUGACGCCUGCCGAUCUGCAUCUUCUCGGUCGAGGCGAUACGAAGAUCGAACUAGCGGAAUGCAGCGUAGAACGCGUGAAGAAAGCGAGGCAGCAAGUGGACAAGAUAGUAGCGGAGAAUAGAGUUGUCUACGGGAUAACAACCGGAUUCGGAAAGUUUGCAAGAACAUCAAUUUCUCCUGAGAAGCUAGGUGAGCUUCAGUGUAAUCUUAUUCGUUCACAUGCUGCUGGUGUUGGAAAUCCGCUGACGCCAGAGCGAACACGCAUGCUGUUGGCGCUGAGGAUUAACGUCCUUGCAAAGGGUUACAGUGGCAUCUCACUUCAUGUGCUACAACAAUAUGUCGAUGCCUUUAAUGCGUCCUGCUUGCCGUGGGUCCCAGAAAAGGGAAGUGUGGGUGCUAGUGGAGACUUGGCGCCCUUGUCUCACCUUGCUCUUGGGCUAAUGGGAGAAGGCAAGAUGUGGAGUAAGGAAACCGGAUGGAAAAAAGCUAAGGAGGUUCUUGAUGUACACGGUCUCACACCGAUUGUGCUCUCGCCAAAAGAGGGUCUUGCACUCAUCAAUGGGACACAGUUGAUCACAGCUCUGGGAGCAGAAUGUGUCGAACGGGCAGCAAUUAUCGCCCGUCAAGCAGACGUCAUUGCUGCAAUGACAUUAGAAGCUCUCAAAGGAACAAAUAGAGCAUUCAAUAAAGAAAUUCAUGAAUUGCGACCUCAUCGUGGACAGAAAGAAGUCGCGGCUCGAUUUAGAGCUUUGAUUCAUUCUGAUUUCUAUACUUCUGAAAUUGCAGAUCCGGCGAAAUAUGAUAAAGUUCAGGAUCCAUAUUCUUUACGAUGUUGUCCUCAGGUUCAUGGGAUUGUGUUGGAUACAAUUGAUUUUGUAAGGAACCUCCUAACAACUGAGAUGAACAGUGCAACUGAUAACCCAAUUGUACUGCCUGAAAGUGAUGAAAUCAUAUCAGCUGGUAACUUCCACGGGGAAUAUCCAGCUAAGGCUUUGGACUACCUAGCUAUCGGUGUCCAUGAACUUGCCAGCAUUAGUCAAUGCCGAAUAGAAAGAAUGCUCAACCCAGCCUUGAGUGAUCUACCAGCUUUUCUAGUCGAAGAUGGUGGUCUCAAUUCCGGUUUCAUGUUAGCCCAUUGUACAGCAGCUGCUCUAGUAUCCGAAAACAAAGUGUUAUGCCAUCCAUCCUCUGUCGAUUCCAUUUCAACGUCGGCUGCCACAGAAGACCACGUCUCAAUGGGCGGUUGGUCUGCACGAAAAGCUCUUACUAUUGUGGAGCAUGUAGAACAAGUUUUGGCUAUUGAGUUGUUGGCGUCGUGUCAGGCAUUGGAUAUGCAGAAACCGUUAAGGACGACUGCUCCGUUGCAAGCCGUGUAUUCUCUUGUUCGAGACGAAGUCGGGAUCAGAAAAUGGACAAAAGAUCGAUUCAUGAGUCCAGAUAUCGAUAUUGCUACCAAAGUGUUACAAGAAGACAAAGUGUGGAAAACGGUAGAGCCAUUUGUCAAGAAAUACCAGGCAGCUCAUGAACUUGACACAAUCAGCAACGGACCGUUUCAUGAGAAAUCAGCAUGUUGUAGUGAUGUACCUUCUUCACAUACGGUUGAUAGUCACGUAGCAUCAGCUUCCAAACGGCAGAAAAUGGACUGAAUGAAGAAUGUAGGAGGGAUGAGCAAAUUUCAAUCCCUAUUGUAUUGCAAUGAAUAAUAGGUAUUAGCUGCUUUGUUGAGGCAGUGAACACUGAAAUUUUUUGGCUUACGCUUACCCUAUAUUGUUAUACUUGUAUUGUAGUUCUAGUGUAGAAAUGAUUUGAAGAUUAAAGUUGACAGGUCGA